GGCCCCGCCCCGUAUGACAGGCUCAGAUAUGAAGAUUUACGGGGCGUUGAUUUCUGGUAUUUCACGUCUGGAUUUUCAGGUACCACUGAGUUUCUGUUGUGUGCGCGUGUUGUCCGUGUAUGUCAGUGUGUGAGAGAGUUUAUGGUGUGUGUGUUUGUAAACGGUCCCAGCUCGGAUACUGUCACCGCUUUGCACUGCAGUCAGUCUCCGUGUUCCUACAUGCAAGUUACCGUCGCGGCUCCGCAAUCGUUGCUCAGCAAUGACUGAAAGCCCCGCGACCAAACCAGCCAACGGGGAAGUGUGCGUGAAGAACGGACUGAAACCUGAGAGGAUCGGCUUCGUGAAGAGCCUCUACCGCUCCCAUGAGCGGCAGCACAAGCACCACUGGCACCCCGACGAGGACGAGAUCCACGCAGCAUCAUAUCAUGGCAGCCUCUACAGCCGGCCUUUCAUCGAGUCUUUCGAAGAGACACCCUUGCUAGUGGCAGUACUCACCUACAUGGGCUACGGCAUCCUCACCAUCUUUGGCUACCUUCGCGACUUCCUUCGUCACUGGAAAAUUGAAAGAUGCCAUAUUGCCAGAGAGAAAGAGGAACAAAAGGACUUUGUGCCACUCUACCAGGAUUUUGAGAACUUUUACACCAGAAACCUUUACAUGCGGAUAAGAGACAACUGGAACAGGCCCAUAUGCAGCGUCCCAGGAGCCAAAAUGAAUCUGAUGGAACGAGCCUCCCAUGACUACAACUGGACUUUUGAGUACACAGGUCGGGUAGUGCAGGAUGUGAUUAACUUGGGCUCAUAUAAUUACCUCGGCUUUGCUGAGAAUACGGGUCCGUGUGCUGACUCUGCAGCCGAGGUUACUAUGAAGUAUGGUGUUGGAGUCGCAAGCACCAGGCAGGAGAUUGGUAACCUGGACAGACACGAGGAGAUGGAGAAACUGUUGGCUAAGUUCCUCGGCGUGGAAUCUGCCAUGGCGUUUGGGAUGGGGUUUGCAACCAACUCCAUGAACAUACCAGCCUUGGCUGGCAAGGGAUGCCUGAUUCUGAGUGAUGAAAUAAACCAUGCCUCUCUAGUCCUGGGAGCCAGACUCUCUGGGUCCACCAUCAGAGUCUUCAAACACAACAAUAUGCAGAGCCUUGAAAAACUGCUGAAAGAAGCCAUAGUUCACGGCCAGCCCAGGACUCACAGACCAUGGAAGAAAAUUCUCAUCGUGGUUGAGGGCAUUUACAGCAUGGAGGGCAGUAUAGUGCGUCUGCCAGAGGUGAUCGCCCUGAAGAAGCGCUACCGGGCCUACCUUUAUCUAGAUGAGGCCCACAGCAUAGGAGCUCUGGGUCCAAGAGGAAGAGGUGUGGUGGAUUACUUUGGCCUUGACCCCUGUGAUGUAGACAUCAUGAUGGGCACAUUUACCAAGAGCUUUGGGGCUGCAGGGGGAUACAUUGCAGGGAAAAAGGAGCUCAUCGAAUACCUACGCUCCCAUUCCCACAGUGCGGUCUAUGCCACCUCCAUGUCUCCUCCUGUGGUGGAGCAAAUCAUCACUUCUAUGAAGUGCAUUAUGGGAGAAGAUGGCACAACGAUAGGCUGUGAUCGUGUGCGGCAGCUGGCAGAGAACACAGUCUAUUUCCGCAAGAGGCUUCGAGAAAUGGGCUUCAUCAUCUACGGCAACAACGACUCUCCCGUCGUACCCAUGAUGCUCUACAUGCCCGCCAAGAUAGGAGCAUUUGGGAGGGAGAUGCUGAAGAGGAACAUUGGGGUUGUAGUCGUUGGGUUUCCUGCGACGCCCAUCAUCGAGUCACGGGCACGUUUCUGCAUCUCUGCCGCCCACACAAAAGACAUGCUCGACAGGCAGGCAGAUGGGUCCCCCCACAUAAGAGCCGGGUUCUGCUCAAGGCUUUUUUCCCUGUUAAAAGGCGCUAAGUGUCAUCAGCGAGGUAGGAGACCUUCUUCAGCUCAAGUACUCCCGUCACAGAAUACGUCCGUCUUUGACGCGGCCUUUUGACGAUAACGUGUAUGAGGACAUAGACGACUGAUGAAUCACUCCUCUGCUGAUGUGAACCAGAACAGGUCAGGAUGGCUCACAGGUCUUCCAGGAGAACCAAGAUGUGCGGACGUGCACCUUGUCACUAGCUUGCCAUAACAUAACCCCCAACAAAAGGAAAACACUUAAAACUAUCAUCUGAUUCUACUUUGCCUUACCUAAACACACAGGACUUGUGGUAGACACACUGAAAAUAGCACUUCUGCUUUUUCCUGUGUACUUAAUUUUUUGUUUCAUUUCGUGUCGAAGAUUUUUUUUUGUUGGUUUGUAUGUUUUGUGUCCGUUGUGGCAUUCAUCACUGUUAAGCCUUGUAGUUAUGUAUGUGACGUGGAUGUCAGCUUUCCAGUUGUCGCUCAGAUUGUGAGAUUUUUUUCAUAGCAUUGACCUAAAGUGGAUUUAAUGGGGUCAGGUUGCCCUUUUAACCAACAAUCAAAUAUCAAGUUCUGUCAUCCAGUAUGUUUCACAUCAGUGAUUAUUACCACACGCAGUAAUCUCUGGAUGUUGCAUCGUUUGCACAGGACCAACAAGUCACCAGUUUUCAACUCAAGCUAUCUUGUUAGCUUGUCUUCCAAAGGUUUCACUGAAAAUAGUUUUGUCUGUUAAAAAAAGAUUUCCCCAAGUAUUUUCAAGGAAUGUCAUUAUUCUAAAACUCCCUGACAUCUAGAUGUUACACUGCUCCUUUAGUCUGACUUGACUGAACAUUUAUGACCAAAUUAGGCUCAUUUUUUGCUUCCAUCAUUAGAUUUCCAGUCAAGUAAAAACACAAACCAGCAGUCCAAAGCAAAUUACUCAUAGACAGUAGCCAUGUUUCCAUAAUGUGUUUUUGUGCGCAUUUUGAAAUAUCGUUUUUUGUCUCCUUAUUGCAUUAGCAUGGCAUUGGUAUGAAACAUGGCCAAUACCAGGUGAUGUUAAAGAACUUUGCCAUUUGAAAACUAUUUUUGAGGACAUUUCUCAUUUUUUCUUUUGUAGAUGGUCACAGAAAAAAAAAAAAAAAAUUUUUUCCAAGCUCUGUCUACGCUGUUUAUUACAACCACCUUCUAACAAUAAAUCACAGCAUAGUUGAUUCACUACAAACCAAUUUGUAAAAUGAAGCCUAUUUACAUUUUUGCAUCAUAUUUGCUUGUCAGUUAUGUGAAAACAUGGCUCGUUUUUAUUACAAAGGAACAGCUUGAUGUUUGGGAAAUUAACCUUAUUUAGCAAUACUAGUUUUAUGUCCGUAUGAAGCAAGAGCCUGUGGGCAAUUAGCUUAGCUUUGCUUUGAUAAAAACAGUUAAAGCCUGUAACUCCUCACAGAAGCACAAAUUCUUCUUUUUACAUUCAUAUUGUUUUUGUUUUUUUGGAUUAACGAAACACAAAGUAACAUAUAUAUUACCAACAUUUUGAGGUGCUGUAGAGAGCCUUUUUCUCUGGCUUCCAAGCUAACUAAUGGCCCUUUGUUGUUUCAUAUUUAAAAUGUUAUCAGUCUUCUCAAAUGAAUUUUAGUAACACAGCAUAUGAGUAUACUUUUAAAAAAUGUCAAACUUUUGCUUAAAUUUGGGGCCAGUGAAGUGAUGAUUUAAAUGUCUUAAUGCCUGCUAAAGUAAACUAAAUUACUUAGUAUAAUUCGUGUGUUCGGAAAAGCUAUGAAAACUUAAAAAAUACAUGACUGAGAACUCCAUUUGCCUCAGUUGACACCAGCUCUGGGUCAGGUACAGUAGUGCCAAAAUAGAGAAGAUCUGAACACAUCAUUAGCCUUGUUAUUGGUGUGUAAAGAGUAAAUUUCCCCCACUUAAAGGUGCUGUAUAGCUCCAACAGUCAGAGGUUAAAGUUUUCUGAAAGCAACUGUAUGUGGCAUUAGCAGACUCCAAAAAAGUCAAGCAUAGCCAUAUCCAUUCCAACUAAAAGAAUGAAACUGCUAUUUGCAGCCUAACACUCACAAAUCAAUAGUGAAUUGAAUCUUUUUUGCAGUAAUGAAAUAAUCGGUGUAUACCUGUGUUGGAUCUCUAAUAAUACAACCAAUGAUUGUGUUUUUGUGUUAUUCAGAGAGAUAACUUAAAUAUGACUAAAUUCAGCUAAAUUCUAGCUUAAUUAAGUCACUGUUUUACCAUUUUCUGCUGUCAGUGGUUAAACUAUAUAAAAAAAUGACCAAUGAAGUUAUUUUCAUAGCCUGUAAUUUGAAACUUUUUCAGCUUUUGAAAGAAUGGAAAAAUAAUGUUGAUUUAUACUUGAACAGGGAAUUUUAUUCCUAAACAUCUGUUCCACAUUCCGUUUCCCACUGACCAUGUUACAUGUCACCAUCAGCGGUGUCCACCAGUGUGAUUGUAUGGUUUUACUGACCAACUUAAUGUUUAUUUGUACCAUUUAAAGUCUUACAGAUCACCUCAAACAAACUCAAAGCCAGAAUAUUCAAUGUCACAUUAGUCUCACUACUUUUGUCUUUUUUGCUCUGCCCAAAAUAGUGCAAGUAUAAGCUCUUCUCUGUUAAUGUUUAGAAGGACAGCUCAGCUUCUUCAGGUAGUGCAUUUUAGAUAGAGAACAUCUAAAUGAUCACAGCUAAACUAGUCUGGAUGGGAUCCAGCAACAUUUGUCAUUUCUUUCACCUUCGCCCCCUCUAUCUCUUGGUUGCUCAUUAGUACAAACCUCGCUGCUUCGUGUCUGAUAACGUUGUUUUACUGCCUUGUGAAACAAAGUGCUACCUUCACGCUGUGACUCAGAAGUCACUAUUGACUUUGAUCAGGUGUGCUUGUUUGCAUGGUUUCAGGUUUAAAUGUGUGUGUUGCUGCUCUCUUGCCUUGCUUUUCUCCCAUGAACACACCUGUCUUUUGAACUCUGGGUUUAUCUGCAUUGUGCUACUGAGCUUUGGGACAACACUCCUUACUGAAGGCAGCUGUAACACAAAAGGUUAAAAAAAAUCCCACAUGCAUACAUUAACCCCUGCAUGUAUGCACACUGACAAGUACUGUGUAACCACUUAUUCUUCAUACUAAUGCAUGCACAAUCAGAUUUCAUCCCUGAAGCUGCUCCACACCACAGCUACUGGUGCUCAAAGAUUUACAUUGUUAUGCUAGAUGUGACUUUUUUUUUUUCUUUAAACCAUUCAAGUAAAAGUUUGACUUCUGUCUGUGUGGGAAACUUUUUUUUUUCUUUAAACCAUUCAAGUAAAAGUUUGACUUCUGUCUGUGUGGGAAACUUUUUUUUUCAUGGAAAUGUUUAUCUGUUCCUGUAAGUGGGAUGUGCUUGUGUAUUAUAUAUUUUGUACAUUUAUUUCUUCUCUGUGUAAAAGCCUGAAACUUGGACCACAGGUGAUUGUUCAUGAGCUGAAAGCUUAGUUACAAUAUUACUUUUACAGAUGCAGAAUGUAUUUUUCUUUUUUGUUUUUUAUGUAUUUGUAAGUUUUUGCGCGCACGAAAGUCGUCAAAUGAUACUCAAAAUGACCAUUUAGAAGGUAUUUUAAUCAAAAUGUAAUUAUGUAGAACCUCAAGACCUUAUGGCCUGAUUGUUUAGUGAAGCAUUCCUAAAUAUAAAUCAGAACUGUGAAGCCCCUUUCAGGAUUAUUAGAUGUGUCUGUGGAAAGUGCAGCGCCUUCUGUUAAUGAUCUCAACCGUUGAAUCUGUUCCAGUAUUGAUAAGAACAGCAGCAAAAUAACCUUCAUGCCCUUGUAGGUGUUACACAGGGUGAACUCCUGCAGUGGAAGAUGGCCUAACUAUUUUGUACAAAGUUCAGAUUGGUUCAUUGAAAAUGACCUGUUUGGGAUAUUUUGCUUAUUAUGGAGUAACCUGGAAAGUGGAGUGAUGCAAGUUACCACACAUCAGAGACAAUUACUUUCUGAUGUACAGUAGUGCCUUUUGAAGCAAAUGAUUUUGUAAGAAUUCUGAUAAUAGUAAGUGUCAUAACUGGGAUUGUUCACCUUUGAAAGUCUUAUUUGUCCUCUUAUACUACUUACUUAUAAUUAGCACUGGGUGCUUUCUCUAUGUUGACUAAUUGCCAUGCAUUUGAUCAUUGAAAAUGCACUAGUAAAUUUCUCCUUUGUGAGAUCAAUAAAGUCUAUCUUAUCUUAUUUGCAACAUAUCGGUGAAAUAUUAAUAUGUAAAAUGUCACCCAUGUCGGUUAUAUCGGUAGAUUAUUAAGAAUAAUAAAAACAAAGCUGUUUCAAAGUC
Molecule: messenger RNA, 6171 nt
Organism: Acanthochromis polyacanthus (spiny chromis)
Lineage: Eukaryota; Metazoa; Chordata; Actinopteri; Pomacentridae
Gene: sptlc2a
Product: serine palmitoyltransferase, long chain base subunit 2a
Exons: 13
Coding region: 260-1996 (578 amino acids)
Biological process (GO): sphingosine biosynthetic process; ceramide biosynthetic process
Cellular component (GO): serine palmitoyltransferase complex
Molecular function (GO): serine C-palmitoyltransferase activity; pyridoxal phosphate binding
Source: RefSeq, a predicted model, not a curated record